Messenger RNA from Panicum virgatum (switchgrass), 2720 nucleotides. RefSeq names its product beta-glucuronosyltransferase GlcAT14B-like. NCBI's taxonomy places the organism in Eukaryota, Viridiplantae, Streptophyta, Magnoliopsida, Poales, Poaceae. Bases 313 to 1737 code for a protein of 474 amino acids. The transcript is spliced from 4 exons. Gene Ontology annotation, molecular function: glucuronosyltransferase activity. Gene Ontology annotation, cellular component: membrane. The record is from RefSeq and is a predicted model, not a curated record.
CUCGCUCACGGUCACGGAGGUGACAGUGAGAGCCUCAACUCAGCUGCCACCGCCUACCAUAGCGAGAGAUCAGCGCCGCCGCGCCGCGAACCGGUUCACCGGGGCUGACCCAAGCCUCGCCGGGGCACUCGUCUGUGGCGAGCGGGAGCUCGGGCUCUCUAGGAAGCCUUCUUCCCUGUCGUCCCUGCCACCGGUGAGCACAAUCGCUCUUGGAAUUUCCAGACUUCCGAUCGAGGAUUCCGCUCCCUUCCGAGCGCAUCUGGGUGCAGAUCUCGCUUCUCGCGGUGAGCAAUUCCCCUGCUUGCCGAGGAAAUGAGGAAGAAUUGGGGGCUCAGCUCCGGCUCCGCGCGGCAGUUCGGUGACCGCCGGUGGCUGCUCCCCUUCCUCGCGAGCCUGCUCGUCACGGCCACGCUCUUGCUCGCCGCCGCCUACGGGCUCUUCUCGCCGCCCUACCCCGGCGGCGGCGGCGGCGGCGGCGCGGCCCUGUUCGACGCCGUCUCCCUCGCCGACUGGGACGACGGCGCCCGCUCCGUCGAGGCCGGGAUCAGGGACCGCCUUCUGGGCGGCGACGCCGCCGCCGAUGACGAGAACCCCGACGACGCCGCCGUCAACUCGGACGACUCCGAUGCCGAGCCGCCGCGGAUCGCGUACCUCCUCGAGGGCACCAAGGGGGACGGCCUGCGGAUGCGCCGGACGCUGCAGGCCAUCUACCACCCGCGCAACCAGUACAUCCUGCACCUCGACCUGGAGGCGCCGCCGCGGGAGCGGAUCGACCUCGCCAUGUACGUCAAGGGCGACCCCAUGUUCAGCCAGGUCGGGAACGUCAGGGUCAUCGCCAAGGGCAACCUCGUCACCUACAAGGGGCCAACCAUGGUCGCCUGCACGCUGCACGCCGUGGCCAUCCUCCUCAAGGAGGGGCUCGACUGGGACUGGUUCAUCAAUCUCAGCGCCUCGGAUUACCCGCUCAUGACACAAGAUGAUAUACUCCACGUGUUCUCUUCUUUGCCAAGAAAUCUUAAUUUUAUAGAGCACUUUCAGUUAUCUGGGUGGAAAGUUAAUAUAAGGGCAAAACCAAUUGUUCUGGACCCAGGGCUUUAUCUAUUGAAAAAGUUUGACCUUACUAUGACUACUGAGCGGAGGGAAUUGCCAACAUCUUUCAAAUUAUAUACCGGUUCUGCUUGGAUAAUGCUUACAAAAUCCUUCCUCGAGUACUGUAUAUGGGGUUGGGAUAAUCUCCCACGAAACCUCCUGAUGUACUAUGUCAACUUCAUCUCCUCGCCAGAAGGCUAUUUCCAUACUGUCAUCUGCAACUCUAAUGAUUUUCGGGGCACUGCAGUUAGCCAUGAUCUGCACUACAUCGCUUGGGACUACCCUCCAAAGCAGCACCCACUGAUCCUCUCGAUGAAGGACUUCAACAAGAUGGUGAAGAGUGGUGCGCCAUUUGCACGGAAAUUUCCCAAGGACGACAAGGUCCUGGACAAGAUCGACCGUGAACUUUUGCACCGCUCGGAGGGUCGGUUCACCCCAGGAGCGUGGUGUGAUGGGAGCUCAGAAGGAGGGGCUGAUCCAUGCUUGUCUAGGGGUGAGGACUCUGUUUUUGAGCCUGGCCCUGGUGCCGAGAGGUUGCGAGGCCUGAUGAAAAAGGUUCUUUCAUGGGAUUACCGCAAUGGAAGCUGCUCGUCCCUCGCUUAUGAUCAGACGAAAAGAGAUUGGUAUGUUCCGAAAAGUAAAGGAUAAUUUUGGUGCCCUGCCAUGCUUUCUUGUAAAUGCAGCACUUGACCUCUUCCACUGAAAUGAACACCAAGGAACACAACUUGUUGACCAAGAAAAAUUGUUGAUAUAGUACUACUGCUCACUGCUCAUAUAUGUGACCGUAAGAGGGAAUUGGUUAUCUGAUAGAAAUCAAAGAUGAUGGAAAUUGCCAGAUCUACCAGAUGUUCAAUAUCGCUUGUGUGCAAGCUAGAAAAGAACAUUUCUCUUCUGCCCUAUUGUGGUCAAGGUCUCACUUUCCACCUGUUUUUUUGUGCUUGAUCACAAUCAAAUUGGAAGACCCCGAUUGGGACUGGACCUGAAGUAUGCAAAAAAAAAAGUCUGCCAAGAAUUCGUCUCUGUAGACUGAAUCACAUGCUGCAUUCAGAGUAAUCUAUUUUUCCUACUGGAGAUAAUUCCGCCUGUCUGGUCGGUAGCAUGGUCCAUAGCACUGUAUUCCGUAGGUGUAGAGAACCAGGAGUGUUCAAUAGACGAAGAGAUCCGCUUUGCCAAUAUGCCUGUCUGUCUGUCUGAAACCUGAAAUGUUCAGAAUGAAUGAAGGACAAACUGUCUGCCUGAAACACAAACUCUGGCAAGCUUGGCUGAUUGGACUCUGCCUGUAAGUCUGAAACACAAACUCUGGCAAGCUUGGCUGAUUGGACUCUGACUUGUGCGCAAAGAAUUCUUGCAAAAUUGUGGUUUUCCCACGGUGUCACACCAAAAUCUGUUUGGAAUUGCCUAGGGCUAAAACCAAUGUAUGGGCAAUACUACUUUUGAUCCACUUUGUUCGUCGUGUAGAUUAGUACAACGAACGAGACACAGACAGUCUCUAGGUGCUAACAAUCUUGGAAGUGUUGUUUGUACCAAUAUUUUCUUUUCAAACAUUACUAGUCUGUACCAAUAUUUUCUUUCACAAAUCUGUACGGAUGGUUUUAAUCGUUCGUUCUAAAAUUAAGAAUGGCACUUAUAUA